Molecule: messenger RNA, 2158 nt
Organism: Sardina pilchardus (European sardine)
Lineage: Eukaryota; Metazoa; Chordata; Actinopteri; Clupeiformes; Clupeidae
Product: tryptophan 2,3-dioxygenase A-like
Exons: 13
Coding region: 420-1535 (371 amino acids)
Molecular function (GO): L-tryptophan 2,3-dioxygenase activity; heme binding; metal ion binding
Source: RefSeq, a predicted model, not a curated record
UUAACUGAAUCACAUACAUUUGAGACUGAAUGUAUCAUUUUGAAAUUGAAUUCAAUUGCUCUGACAGUAUGUAAAUGAUCCUCACUCACAGACAAUCCCACUGUCUCCCACUGUUGUUAUUUUUGUUUCGCUUUGGACAAAAGUGUAUCCUACAACCAUAACCAUAACACCUGCAGCCACGCCUGGUGGAGCUGCCUCAUUGGUUCCUCUGGCCUGUAGCUCAGCUGAUGCACACUCCUGUAUCGAAAGCAAAAGGCUGUCACCAUCAUAACACUGUGUAGACAUACAGCUGACAGGCAUAGUUGGAUGUGCAUGUCUUGGAAACUUGAUAUUUUACAGCAAGGUCCUAUUUCGUGGCUGCAGUGAAGACAGUUGGACUCCGCUGGUUUUUAUAGGAAGCAUAUCCGAGAGAGAGAACCAUGAGCGGAUGUCCGUACCAGAAGAGAGAUGUAGAGAAGAAUGAGGCGGAGGGGGAAGAAGGAGUCAUCUAUGGAAAAUACCUGCAGCUGGAUAAGAUUGUGGAUGCUCAAUCUCUCCUGAGUGAAUCGAAAGGCAACAAGAUUCAUGAUGAGCACCUAUUCAUAGUUACCCACCAAGCAUAUGAGUUAUGGUUUAAGCAGAUCUUAUGGGAGCUGGACUCAGUGAGGGAUAUCCUCAUGAGUGGAGAUGUGCAAAAUGGACGUAACAUGUUGACGGUGCUCAGACGCACCAACAGAAUGAUCACAAUCUUCAAACUCCUGGUGGAACAGUUUUCCAUUCUGGAGACUAUGACUGCUAUGGACUUCUUUGACUUCAGGCAGUACCUCUCUCCAGCCUCUGGCUUCCAAAGCUUGCAGUUCCGUCUCCUGGAGAUCAAGUUUGGCGUGGCCGAUGACCGACGGGUUCCCUACAACCGGCAGCACUACCGGAAGAGCUUCAAUGACCAGGAGAGCGAGAAGCUCCUCCACUCUGAGAAAGAGCCCACACUGCUGCAGGCAGUGGAGCGAUGGCUGGAAGGCCUUGAGGAAAAAGGAUUUAACUUCUGGGGAAAACUGCAGGCCAACAUCAAUGAGGAACUGAAGAAGAAGGGAGAAAAAAUAGAGAUGAGUGCAGAGGACAAAGAGGAACAAAGGAAGGAUUUGACGAAGGAGAAAGAACUGUUUGCAUCCCUGUUUGAUGAGCAAAGACAUGAAGACCUGCUGUCUAAAGGUGAGCGGCGGCUCUCAUAUAAAGCUUUGCAGGGGGCUCUCAUGAUCUACUUCUACAGAGAGGAGCCUCGCUUCCAGGUGCCGUUCCAGCUGCUGACCUCUCUGAUGGACAUUGACGCCCUGAUGUCCAAAUGGAGAUACCACCAUGUGUGCAUGGUGCACAGGAUGAUUGGCAGUAAGAUGGGAACAGGUGGCUCCUCUGGGGUUCAUUACUUGCGUUCCACCAUAAGUGACCGUUAUAGGGUGUUUGUGGACCUGUGUAACCUAGCAACCUUCCUGGUGCCGCGCCACUGGGUGCCCGAGCUCACCUCCUGUGACAGCUCCAACUGCAGCAAUAAUACACUGUAAAACCUACCGUAAUUACCCAACUAACCAUAUACAUUGACAUUGAUCUGCUAUAAAACCUAUUUCCUAACUACUAACCGCAGCUUAUACAUUUAUUUUGCUAGAUUUGAGGUUAAUACAUGGGUGCUGCUAAUAUGGUAUCAAUAUGAUUUUGUUUCUUUUAACUUGCAUAAAAUACUGUCCUGUGGCUUAUAGACAAUGUGGUUAAUACUAAUGAAAUGACUGUAACAGUGUAUCUUACUAGUUUUAAUUAAGUUAACAGUAACUAAAAACAGCAGAUAUUUGAAAUGACUAAAGAGACUGGUUGUGAGAUUUUUAUUUUAUCCACAUUUGAGUAGAACAUAAUUGAUUGCAAUGAGUGAAUUUCUUUGCAUACGUCAUCUGUUUGUCAACCAAUCAGAUUGCCAAUAUUAGAGCUUCUGAGGAGAAAUACUCCAACAUGGCGGCCAUCUUGAAAGAAAAAUGACAUAUUAUAAUGUGUGUGUGUAGUAUUUGAAGAUCAGCUAUUUAUGAUUACAUUUCGAUUCAUGUGAUGAGAGACAUCUAUUGACAUUAGUCCAUAAAUCCUGUUAUUAUGACAACAAUGUUUGUACACAAUAACGAGUGAAUAUAUUGAAUAAAAUCUA